AAACCCUAGAACGACCCUUACCUUCUCUCUCACAUUGCAAAAAUGGAGGAACCUGCAAUUGAGGAAGGAGACAACCACCGAGAUGUUGAGGUGGCUCCAGCCUUAAUCUCAGUUCAUCCGGACCAUAAAUUCAUCGUAGUCUCCAUCGGGUCGGACCUCCGAGUUUUCGAUCUCCAAGGGGGUUCUUCGGUGACGCUGGUGGAUGAUUCUAGUGGACCUCUUCAUAAGGAUUCUAUUAGAGCUAUUCGAUUUGGUGCAGAAGGGAAGCUCUUUGUAUCGGCUGGUGAUGACAAACUAGUCAAGAUUUGGAAUGCAAAUUCUUGGCACUGCAUUAGUACUGUGUGCUCUGAGAAGAGAGUGAGUGCAGUUGCUAUAAGUAAGGAUGGCCUGUUUGUAUGUUUUGCUGACAAAUUUGGUGUUGUUUGGGCCCUGAAUCUGGAUGGCUUUGAUGAAAAUCAAGUUUUGGUUGAUAAGAAAGCAGCACCAGUUCUUGCUCAUUACUGUAGCAUCAUUACUAGCCUGGAAUUCUCACUGGAUGGGCGAUUCAUUAUUAGUGCUGAUCGGGAUUUUAAAAUUCGUGUUUCUGUGUUCCCCAAGAAGCCCUUAGAUGGAGCUCAUGAGAUCCAGAGUUUUUGUCUUGGUCACACAGAGUUUGUAUCCUGUCUUGCCUUUGUAUGUGCUCCUGAUUACCCAGAGGGAUUUCUUGUUUCUGGGAGUGGUGAUUCAACAGUUCGUUUGUGGGAUAUUACCUCUGGAUCUCUCCUUGAUACAUGUGAAGUUGGAUCACAGGCAGGGUUUUUAGAGUCUAAUGGAAGGGAAGAGGAGCACUAUUCUGCAGUGAUCGAUCUAUGCACUACUCCUGAUGGUACGCUGGUUGCUGCGGCCAUUCAAAGCUUGCAAGGAAUAAUGCUGUUGAACUGCAACGUUUCUGCUAAAAGUCUUUCCAUUGCCAAGGUGGUUUCCAUCACAGGAGGGAGUUUUAUUCCUACAAGCCUAGGCACUGCAUCUUGUGCAGAAUUCUUGUGGAUGGUUACAGGUGUCUCUACUUUAAAUGGGUUAGAUUCCCACUCUCUCGCUCGUGUUAGGGUAAUCUCUGGUUUUAAAAUAAGCGGUGCAGACUCUGUUGAACAUGAGCCAACCAUGUUGGAAGAUGAUGAGAUACCUGGGGGAGAGAAACUACUUGAGAAGUUGCAGGGAAGUGUAUCCAUUGAGAAUAAGGUCUUCUCAGCAGCUGCUGAAGCUGUAAAAAUGGCAAUGUGCAAUUUGUUAAUUAAAAAACAGUACUCUGCAGAUAAACGAGAAUUCAGAAAGAGGACGAGAAAUGACAAAAAGAUCAAACAAUAGUACAAAUUGAACAGGCAGCAGCCACUUUUAUCGAGUCAUUCGUGGAGGUAACUGAAUCUUCAUCUAGUUCCCUCCAUAUGUUUUUGUACCCUUGGUCUUUUAUCAUGAAUGGAAAUGAAUGUUUGUGGAUUUUAAUUUUACCAAGUGAAUGUACUAUUCAAUCAAUAAUAUCUAAAGCUCUUCCUGUUUCAAAAA
Vitis riparia (riverbank grape) is the source of this 1539-nucleotide messenger RNA. Its product is annotated as tRNA (guanine-N(7)-)-methyltransferase non-catalytic subunit wdr4. Gene Ontology annotation, molecular function: protein binding; tRNA (guanine(46)-N7)-methyltransferase activity. The transcript has 10 exons. Gene Ontology annotation, cellular component: tRNA methyltransferase complex; nucleus; cytosol. The record is from RefSeq and is a predicted model, not a curated record. Gene Ontology annotation, biological process: RNA (guanine-N7)-methylation. NCBI's taxonomy places the organism in Eukaryota, Viridiplantae, Streptophyta, Magnoliopsida, Vitales, Vitaceae. The coding region runs from base 43 to 1344 and encodes 433 amino acids.